This is a messenger RNA of Scophthalmus maximus (turbot), 2050 nucleotides long. It is a transcript of the gene sdf2, whose product is annotated as stromal cell-derived factor 2. NCBI's taxonomy places the organism in Eukaryota, Metazoa, Chordata, Actinopteri, Pleuronectiformes, Scophthalmidae. Bases 183 to 863 code for a protein of 226 amino acids. The transcript has 3 exons. The record is from RefSeq and is a predicted model, not a curated record.
AAAAAACAUAAAAAUAAGUUUAACUGCAAACCCUGGUGCGAUUCACACAGUGACCCUCCGCGUCGCCAGGGGGCGCUGUCUCACCGGCUUCAUAUGAGCAUAGUGUACCUCUUUAAUGACGUAGCACAAAUAAUACAAAUCUGAGUGAAGUGUCGGCGGCUUGGUUCUUUUUUUUUGUAGGAAUGGGUGAAUUACACUGUGGUUUUCUACCGCGCCAUCUACCAUCGCUCUUACUCUUUGUGUCCGCUGUAUUCGGGCCGUCACUCGGCACGGAGCUGAGCUUUGUGACAUGCGGAUCGGUCGUCAAACUGUUAAACCUGAAGCACAAUGUGAGACUACACUCACACGACGUGCGCUACGGCUCCGGUAGCGGGCAGCAGUCCGUAACAGGGGUCACUGCGGUGGAAGACAGUAACAGCUACUGGAGUGUUCGUGGGACCAGUGACGCCUUCUGCUUCCGGGGUACCCCGGUGAAGUGCGGGCAGACGAUCCGCCUCACCCACGUCAACACAGGCCGAAACCUGCACAGCCACUACUUCACCUCGCCAUUGUCCUCUAACCAGGAGGUGAGUGCUUUUGGCGAGGAAGGGGAAGGGGACCACCUGGACGAGUGGACAGUCCAGUGUGGGGGAUCCGUGUGGAAACGCGAGGAGGCGGUCCGCUUCCGCCACAAGGCCACCGACGCACUGCUGUCGGUGACGGGGGAGCAGUACGGACGGCCGAUCCACGGUCAGAGGGAGGUUCACGCCAUGUCCGGCCCCAGCCAGCACAGCCUGUGGAAGGCCAUGGAGGGCGUCUUCAUGAAGCCCAGCGAGAACCCGGCAGGCAGCCAAGACCACAGUCACCCACACACCGAGUUCUGAUCUUUACUUCUCUUCUUCUGUCUCUUCUCAUCUUCCUCCCUGUCUACUAGGGCUGAACAAUAUGCAAAGAAAGAAAAUCGAAUUGCAACUGUCUUCACAGAUAUUUUUGCAAUAUUAGUCAUGAUUUUAAUGGGAAUGUUUGAAUUCAAUUUUCUCAGAAAAUACCAAAACCAGCCUGAUCUCUUACAUCUGUAGAAUAUGGUUUGUAGCCUGAGGCGUCUCAACAACUGACUUAUUUAUGUGAACAUACACUCUUGCAAUUUGGAUUUUGCACUUGGCCAUAUUGCGAUUUCAAAAUAUUUCAAUGUAUUGUUCAGCCCCAGUGUCUGUCUUCCUACCUCCUGUCUCCAAUUACAUCUGUACCAGCAGCCUCCAAAAGCAUCUCCGUCCCCUGUUCUCGCUUCAUUCUUCUCUCUUAUUAACCUUUGACUGACCUUUGAAGAGACUGUGCCAAAGUCUGUCAUGGAUCGGGGCACAAUAACUUCAUUUCACCAGCCUCUCUCUGACUUUCACUGGUGUUUCUUGAAAUAAAUGUCCACAUACAAAACGUUCAGUGGAGAUGAAUUUGGAAACACUUUUGACUCUCUGGAGAUCAAGUUGCGAAACGACACGAUUUCGAAUAACUCUAUAAUUUGCCUUAACUGGUGCGCAAAGACGUAAAGGUAUUAAAAUGCAGUUUCACUGUAUAAAGGCUUCUCAACUGUUAUUUAUUGUGAAAUAACGUCCAUCUGCAGUCACGCUACAAUACAGGAGGCAGUGCAACUUUCGCAGAUCAGUACAUCAAGUGACUGUUGUGUUUUGUUGGACAAAAAAAAAAUUGUUGCGCUUGUGCCUUCCUUUUGUUUUUAAGAAAGAGUUUUAGGUGUUACAUUGUGGAGCCUUUGAAACUUUUGGAAACAUGAUAAUUUUCUUGUGUUUUAAUGGUGUUUUUAAGCCAUAUUCUUCUCAAACAAGCAGUGUUACUAUGGUAAAUCACUUUUUUCCCCCUUUAAGUCAGAUUCAGUGUAGCAUAUGAAUAAUGUCGCACUAAAUGACACGAGAGAAUAAGCAGUUUUGUCUGUAGUGUUCUGAACAGGAUGCUGUUGAUUGUCUGUUUGCGCUGGGAGAAAGUGUUCUUUGUUUCAGAGGUUCAUACGAACAAAAAACUUGCAAUGAAUACCUCAUAUUAAAAUAAUUUUUUUAAUGCA